GGCGCUGAAGUGCAGCAAUUGGAAAAGGAGAGAAAAUGGCGGCAACCAGUGACGAAGAAAUGGAUUCUCUGCUUUCCACUUUCGAUCAAAUCUACCAGAAUUCUCAGGAUUUCAAGAGCGGCGUGGCGGAGAUCCAGUUGGCGAAUUCCACGUGUAAUGCCGAGGCCAAGAAGCGAGAAGCUCUGGAAUUCACCUGCAACAAUCUUAAGCAAGAAAAUGAGCGAUUGACCAGAUUGUACACCGAGUGUUUGAACAAUGUUGCCGAUCAGCUUGAACGCCGUAGCUCAAGCCAGGGCUUGAAAGAAGAGGUGAAGAGGAUGAGGGAGGAGUGCCUCAGUAAAGAAGAAGAGCAUAGGAAGGCCAUGGAAUUGGCUAAGCAAGACUGUGCUGCCAAGGUUGAUGACUUGGAGGCUCAAAUUAGAGGGUUUAUGCUUGAGAAGGCGACAAAUGAAGCAACCAUUGAUCACCUUCAACGGGAUUUAGCAGCUCAUAAAUCCCAUCUGCAUGUUCUAGCAAGCAGGUUGGAUCAUGUGCAGUUAGAUGUGGAAUCAAAAUAUAUUCUGGAGAUUCAGGAUUUAAAGGACUGUCUUGCAAUUGAACAGGAGGAGAAAAAUGAGUCGAGUAAAAAACUCCAGGACUUACAGAAGGAAUGUGAGUGUGAGUGCUGGUUAGCAGAUCAAAGCUCGUUGAGCAGCAACGAGAUUCGAAUUCGAUUUGGCAGGUUGAAACACUUAAGACCAAGAUUAUGAAGCUGAGGAAGGAGAAUGAGAUCUUAAAGCGCAAGUUUCCUCAUUCAGAUGAGGGCUAGAUGUAGAUGGGUGGAAACAAGUUCAUUGUACUGUACUAUACGUCAAAUGCUAGAUUGAUGGUUUUGUUUGUGGUGUUUUGAGUGGCUCUCUUUGGCCUGCCUCUCUGUUGCACGACUUGGACAAUGAGGUUACGGAAAUUUGAAGUCUUGACUGGCA
This is a messenger RNA of Prunus dulcis (almond), 965 nucleotides long. Its product is annotated as protein At-4/1. Bases 36 to 749 code for a protein of 237 amino acids. NCBI's taxonomy places the organism in Eukaryota, Viridiplantae, Streptophyta, Magnoliopsida, Rosales, Rosaceae. The record is from RefSeq and is a predicted model, not a curated record. The transcript is spliced from 6 exons.